Messenger RNA from Akanthomyces muscarius, 1560 nucleotides. RefSeq lists its product as uncharacterized. The transcript has 4 exons. The record is from RefSeq and is a predicted model, not a curated record. NCBI's taxonomy places the organism in Eukaryota, Fungi, Ascomycota, Sordariomycetes, Hypocreales, Cordycipitaceae. Bases 1 to 1560 code for a protein of 519 amino acids.
AUGAUGGCAUACGUCGAGACCGAAACGACUACCCAUUUCAUGCGAAUUCGUCCCAUGGACCAAAACCUCCAUCAGCUCUCUGCCACAGUCCUGCAAGCCAAACUCACUGCUGGCGAGAUCACCAGUGUCGAUCUGGUUGAAUCAUGCUUGGCUCGUAUCGAGAGGUACAACAGCCGUCUCCACUGUCUCUUGAGUAUUCGACCGCGAAUGCAGCUUGUCGCCCAUGCCACAUCCCUAGAUGCUGAGCGCCGUGCGCGACCCAACGCCCUACGAAGCAAGCUGCAUGGCAUUCCGAUCAUCCUAAAAGAUGUGUUUGUCACAGGUCCCGAGCUUGGUAUGCCAACAACAGUGGGCGCCGCCGUAUUUUCUGGCAUGACGGCCAAGCGCAGCGCCCCGUUGGUAGACCGGCUGCAAGAGGCCGGCAUGAUUAUCCUGGGAAAGGCCAACAUGACGGAGUUUUGCGGUCUCAAAUCGAAUUCCAUCAAGUCUGGCUGGAGUACGUACGGUGGGCAGACAAACUCUCCCUACAGGAGAAGAAACCUAGUGGAAGAGGAUCAGCCAAUCACCGCAGGGUCAUCAUCGGGCUCGGCCGUAGCAGUUGCGGCCGGUCUUGCCCCUCUGUCUAUCGGGAACGAAACUUCAGCCGCGCUGGUAUAUCCAGCAAGUGUCUGUGGUGUAUAUGCGUAUAAGUGUGGGUAUAAGACGGUACCGAUGGAAGGCGUGUUCUGCAUCAGCGACAGCUUCGACUGCGUUGGUCCAAUCGCAAGGGAUCCGGCGGACAUUGUUGCCCUGGCUGAAAUUCUAGAGCAAAACCCCAGCUUCGGUGUAGCCAUCGCAUCAAAGGAAGGUGGCCCUAGACAAGAGUUCCGCGGCCUUGCUGUGGGUGUCGUUUCAAGCACAUGGGGGGUGCAUGAGAGCCUCGUUGCUGGGAAGUGGGGAGAUGCUCGAGUGAUAAAGGAGUACGAGAAUGCUGUCUUCAAAAUGCGAAGUCGAGGAGGUCGUGUCGUCUAUCCACUUCAGGCCCCGGAGCCUGACGGCAUAAGGUAUGACGGAGAGACUCUGAUCAGUACAACGUAUGGCGAGUUUAGCGACAAAAUCAAAGAAUUCAUUCAAUGCUUCGAAUACGCCGGCAUCAAAGACUUGAAAGAUGUUAUAGCCUGGAAUCACGCUCAUGCCAGCACGGCGUUGCCUUCUCCAUAUGAUACGCAGAGCGAGCUGGUUGCCGCUGUCAACAGCAAGAUGCGACCCGAAAUGCUUCAAAACAUCAUCCCACGUCUCCGUCAUCUGGCUGGUGAGAACGGCAUGUCCGAGAUAAUGCGACGCAGCGGAGACCUCGAUAUUGUGCUCUCAUCGUCUGAGUGCCAACUGGUUACCUAUGCUGCCGCCGCGGGUUGGCCUUGUGCGACAGUGCCACUGGGCAACUGGAGGAAGAACGGGCAGCCGUAUGGCAUGUUUGCUUUGUCGAAAGACGGUAGUGAAGAAACGUUGCUGCGAUUUAUGAAUGCAUGGGGGAAGGUCUUCGACGGCGUACAGGCUCCAGAUUUGGAGAUGAUGCCGUAG